GCGUUACCGGACUCUGCUCUACAACCCCGACAAAGCAGCCACCAUCAUUGCUGCUUGCGCAGCUCUUCACAACAUUGCGAUGGCGGCACGUGAGCCUGUUCCUGAAGGGGACGAUGACGACACCGACGACGAUGACGACUCUGAGGUGCCACCAGCAGCUGAUGAGCCACCGCCGCCACAAGAACAAGGUCCAGCACCACGGCUGUUGCAUCUCAAGGGCCAGCAGCAGCGCAGCCGCGUGGUCAACCUGUUCCGUGGACCGCGGACCCCACAUGCUGCGCACCUGCGUAGGGUACGCAGCCGCCUGCAACGACCUCGGCAGCGUUGCGUGGUGGCUGCCGUUGGAGCGCCGCAGUGAGGGCCCGGACGAGGGCACCGAUGCCCUGCAGCUCGCCCACGACGUCAUCAAGACUCCGAGCCUGACGUUCAGCGGCUGCUCGAUGACGCCUGGCCUCAUCAGCGAGCUGCUGCAGUGCCUCGCCCUGCCGCCUGGCGUUGUCAGCGAGCAGCUCCAGCGCCGCGGCCUGCCGAUCGCCAACAUCGCGCAGCUGUGCCAGGAGCUGGAAACCAAGAAAUGUGUUGCCAUUAUCAUCCGUGCAUUUCUCGCUAUGGACUCUUCGCAGGAAGCUUCUGUUCGUGAAGAGUCUCAGUGUGCACAACAAUUUCCUCUUUGUUGA
This is a messenger RNA of Rhipicephalus sanguineus (brown dog tick), 677 nucleotides long. RefSeq lists its product as uncharacterized. Bases 114 to 677 code for a protein of 187 amino acids. Lineage: Eukaryota; Metazoa; Arthropoda; Arachnida; Ixodida; Ixodidae. The transcript is spliced from 2 exons. The record is from RefSeq and is a predicted model, not a curated record.